Messenger RNA from Camarhynchus parvulus, 2311 nucleotides. It is a transcript of the gene GYG1, whose product is annotated as glycogenin 1. Gene Ontology annotation, molecular function: glycosyltransferase activity. The coding region runs from base 122 to 1111 and encodes 329 amino acids. The record is from RefSeq and is a predicted model, not a curated record. The transcript has 7 exons. NCBI's taxonomy places the organism in Eukaryota, Metazoa, Chordata, Aves, Passeriformes, Thraupidae. Gene Ontology annotation, cellular component: cytoplasm.
GGGGCGUCCUCCGUCUGCCACUGACGCGCCGCUGCUGGCCCCGCCCCUAUAUAAGGGGCGGCCUCAGCGCGGCCCCGACCGCGGCCGUCGUGUCUCCCGCACCGACCUGCGCUCGGGAACCAUGGCAGACCAGUCUUUUGUGACUCUAGCCACAAAUGACUCCUAUGUGAAAGGAGCGCUGGUACUUGGUUCAUCCUUGCAACAGUAUAGAACAACAAGGAAGCUGACUGCACUCAUAACUCCUCAGGUCUCAGAUCUUAUGAGGAGAGUGCUGGAAAAAGUCUUUGAUGAAGUCAUAUUGGUAAAUGUCUUGGACAGUGGGGAUUCAGCACACUUGGCGUUAAUGAAAAGACCAGAGUUGGGCAUCACACUAACAAAGCUUCACUGCUGGGAACUGACACAGUUUUCAAAAUGUGUUUUCAUGGAUGCAGACACAAUGGUUUUGUCAAAUAUAGAUGAGCUUUUUGAGAGAGAAGAGCUAUCUGCAGCACCAGAUCCAGGCUGGCCUGACUGUUUUAAUUCAGGAGUUUUUGUUUACCGACCUUCCAUUGAAACAUACAGUCAGCUGUUACAGUUUGCCACAGAGAAAGGCAGCUUUGAUGGUGCAGAUCAGGGGUUAUUAAACACCUUCUUCAGCAGCUGGGCAACAACAGACAUGAGCAAACAUCUACCGUUUAUUUAUAAUUUGAGCAGCACUUCUGUAUAUUCCUACCUUCCAGCAUUUAAAGCGUUUGGUGCAAAUACUAAGGUAGUGCAUUUCCUGGGAAGCACAAAGCCGUGGAACUAUACAUAUGACUCCAGAACAAAAAGCAUAAAGGGCAACAUGGAUGACCCUAAAAUAGUUCACCCAGAAUUCCUCAAUAUGUGGUGGGACACCUACAUAGCUGAUGUUUUACCAUUACUAGAACAGCAUGGAAUUGUUAAAGAAAUUACUACAGGGGUAAAUAUGGCAGAAGUUACAGAGGCAGUGUCCCACGUAUCAGUAUCACCACUAUUACCAACUGAAUCUUCAGAAGAACGCAAGGAACGGUGGGAACAGGGCCAAGCUGACUAUAUGGGAGUGGAUUCCUUUGACAACAUCAAGAAGAAACUUGAUACCUACCUUCAGUAGAAGUGCCUGUCUCAAACAGUGGUGAUGCAAGGACUUGUGCCAGAACUAACAGCUAGAAAGGUAUAGAUGGUGGUCAGUUACACUUGCUAGUAGCUUGAGGAAAAACUUCUUGGCUGAAGGCCUCUGCAGUGCUACAGACGAAGACUGAGCAAAAGCUAGGAAGCAGAAUCCUUGGGCCACCUAUUACUGCCCAAUUUCCAAUUCUCCAUACUAGAUAAAGCCAGGUAUUUUCAGCUUAAAAUUUCUUCUGUUUUGAUCAAUUGGCUCAACAUAUUCUUUAAACUGGGUUUGUUACCUCACCUCAUUAGGUGAUUAGCAUUGAUUCCUUUGCUUGCUGUUUUAGAUGUAAAAUCUAAUUCACGGGAUUGCUCAUACACUGAGUGGUAGCCAUUCUGCUUUACCAUAAAUGUAUUAAUGACACUGGGAUACAUACAUGUAACAGUAAUAGCACUGCUUUGCUCUUCCAGUCACAAUUGCACUGAAAUUUUGACCAGGUUCUUACGCACAGUGCCUGCAGCAUGGCAGAAUGCAUUUUUCAGUUCUGUAUACUAUGGGACUAGUAAACUGAGUUUUAUCUGUUCCUUGCAAUGUUGCACUUGAUACAAAAAUAAAAAGUUGUCGUGCAUUUCUGUCUUCCCUAAACUCUUGAGCAAUUAAAAAAAGGAGCUUUAAAGCAGUCUAACUAAAAUAUUCAACAGGUGUAAAUACCCCUUAAGCCUUGCUGAUGUUACUCAAGCUCUCAUUAGCAAAUGUCCAUCUUUUAGUUCAUAAUUAUUUAGAAGUACUUAGUCAUUUGCUAGGGAGUUGUUUAGGGCCAAUCCCUGUAUUAACUUGCCAUAAAUAUAGGACAGGGCAAGGACAAUAUAUGAGGACAAUAUAUGAGGAAGUACCUACUGAAGGUGUUUACAUUAGUAACUUGAAGUUUGGGAAGAAGGCAUCCUUCUUUCAAGCGACUAAAGAAACACCAUCCCUAAUGUAAGCCCUGUACAUUGAACUUAGUCAUAAAAGCAACUGUGAUACUACUUUGGCAAAGAAAGCUUACAUAGCUGCUUAAGUAACUGUACCUACCCUGGUAAGGAAAACUACUCUUUCCAUAUAUAAAGACAGUAAGGGAAGUGCUUUUUUUGCCACACUCAGGCUACAUGUACUCCAAGACACAUGGAAAAGCAGUAAAAAUAAAGCAUGCUAAUGACAGACAGA